AUGGCCGCUCAUCAGGAAGACGUGACAGAUCACACCACCGUUACGGUGAUCCGGGAGAAAGACGAGGAACACUAUGUCGUCGCCGAAGACAUUGUCAAGGGCGCGCAAAAAGCCACGGACGAUGAGCACGCCAUGGGCCUGAUGGAGGGUCUGCGCAAGUACCCCAAGGCGGUCUUCUGGUCCAUCUGGUUCUCCUCGGCGCUCAUCAUGGAAGGCUUCGACCAUUCCUUCAUCAGCGGUUUCAUGGCUUUCCCGGCCUUCCAGAGAAGAUACGGCGUUCUCACCAAAAACGGCUCCUACCAGAUUCCAGCAAACCUCCAAGCUGCCGUCAGCAAUGGAGUCAACGCUGGAGAGAUUGUCGGCCUCCUGCUCAAUGGUCUGCUGUGCGAUUGGUUCGGCUAUCGCUGGUUGAUGAUGGGCUCGCUCUUCCUCAUGGCGUGCUUUAUUUUCCUGCAAUUCUUUGCAACCGACAUCUACAUGUACAUCGGCGCCGAAGUCCUCCUGGGUCUACCCUGGGGUGUCUUCCAGACGAUAACCACCACCUACGCAGCCGAGGUAUGCCCCAACGUGCUGCGUCCCUACCUGACCAUGCUGGUCUCGUUGGCCUGGAGUAUCGGUUACCUCACGGGAACUGGUGUCCUACGUGGGUUCCUGAGCAUGUCGGGCCAAUGGGCGUACCGCAUCCCCUUUGCGCUGCAGUGGGCUCUACCCAUCCCCCUCGCCAUCGGCAUCUACCUCGCCCCAGAAUCGCCAUGGUGGCUGAUCCGCAAAGGCCGCACCGAGGACGCGACCAAGUCCCUCCGCCGGCUGCGUACCAAAGACGCAAGUGAAGAGGAGAUAACCGAUACGCUGGCCAUGAUGCUACACACGGUCAAGAUCGAGGACGAGAUGAGCGCGUCCAGCUCCUACUGGGAUCUGUUCAGGGGGGUCGACCGCCGCCGCACGGAAAUCACCGUCUUCACCUACCUCAUCCAGGAACUCUGCGCCCCGCUGGUGGCGUACAUUGUCUAUUUCCUCGAGCAGUCCGGCCUGCCUGCCUCCUCAUCUUUCGACUUUGGUAUCGGCGAGUAUGCACUCGCCAUCGUAGGAGUCUGUGUUGCCUGGUCUUUAGUCCCGCGCGUGGGACGCCGCACGCUCCUCCUGUCUGGAACCUUCUUUAUGACGGUGACAACUAUCCUUAUCGGCUUCCUGGGGAUAGUCAGCCGCAAGGCCCAUCCCAAGAUCGGAUACGGGAUUGGUACCAUCUUGCUGAUUGAGUACUUUGUCUUUUUCAUUACUAUUGGUCCCAUCAUCUAUACCAUCGUCACAGAAAUCCCGUCCAACGCUCUGCGGGCAAAGAGCGUCGGUCUUGCGCGAGCGCUUUAUAACGUCGCUGUCUUGGUGUAUGGCCAGCUGGCGCCGCGUAUGAUGCAGCAGGCGGCAUGGGACUGGGGAGCCAAGUGCGGGUUUUUCUUUGGGGGGAUCAUGGGGCUCGGUCUUGUCUGGGCGUACUUCCGGGUCCCGGAGACGAAGAACCGGACAUUUGCAGAGAUGGAUAUUUUGUUCAAGAACAAGGUUCCUGCGAGAAAGUUUCCCCAGACGAGGGUCGAUCUUGCGAGCGAGGAAGUCAGAGAGGACGUCUUGUAG
Molecule: messenger RNA, 1626 nt
Organism: Aspergillus viridinutans
Lineage: Eukaryota; Fungi; Ascomycota; Eurotiomycetes; Eurotiales; Aspergillaceae
Product: putative MFS alpha-glucoside transporter
Exons: 1
Coding region: 1-1626 (541 amino acids)
Biological process (GO): carbohydrate transport; transmembrane transport
Cellular component (GO): membrane
Molecular function (GO): carbohydrate:proton symporter activity
Source: RefSeq, a predicted model, not a curated record